Dendronephthya gigantea is the source of this 683-nucleotide messenger RNA. RefSeq names its product neuronal pentraxin-2-like. Bases 45 to 623 code for a protein of 192 amino acids. The record is from RefSeq and is a predicted model, not a curated record. The transcript has 3 exons. Lineage: Eukaryota; Metazoa; Cnidaria; Anthozoa; Malacalcyonacea; Nephtheidae.
CACAGUGCUAUCAAAGAGCAACUCCAACAGAUUCAACGUUUGACAUGAAUUUUCCAGCGUCCAACAGUGAGGAUUAUGUCACAAUAGGUGACCAAGGCUUGCACGAGUUAAGAGCUUUUACGAUUUGUGCUUGGGUGAAGUUCCUCAGCACCGCGAACGGGACAAUAGUGUCAUAUUCUGCACCUGGUUCAACUAACGAGAUUUCAAUCUAUGUUUUUUUAAAUCAUGUUCUUUUUGCCGUGAAGGAUGACUGGAAAUGGACGGAAACCAGUGCUUUCGGGAGCAGUUCCUGGCACUCGUUGUGUUUGACAUGGUCCAGUAUGAAUGGCGAGAUCAGAUUGUAUGAAGACAAGGUUUUGAGGGAUGUGAUAACGGGUGUGGGCACUGGACAAAAAAUCACCAGAGGAGGGAACUGGACCCUAGGCAAAGACCAGGCUGCUGCCGGCGAGAUCCCAAUUUACGGAAAGCUGAUGGAAGUUAACGUGUGGGGCUGUGUCUUACCCGCAGAAGAUAUCUCGAAGUUUUCAACAGAUUGUAAAUCUGGUAUACACGGUGAUAUCAAACGAUGGACGGAUUUUGAAGCCUGCAGUGGUCGUGGGAGGCAAGAUUGUGGCUAUAAUUAAUGCGGACUGUAAUUGAUGCAUUUAUCACUUUUUUGCGGGGCAAUAGACCUUUUGCAUACU